AUGGAAAGCAAAGAAACAUCCUACAAACCUCUGAUGUCAGAGGAGACCAGAGACUCCGAGUCUCUUGAAGGCUCCAUGUACUCUAUCAAUGGGGCUCCAAAGCAUCGACUUUGGUCGAAGUGGAAAUUACGGCUUCAAAGCUUAUAUAUGGGACAUACGAGCUUUCUUUGUCUUGUUGUUCUAAGCAUGGCUUUUGGUUUUGCGUUUUCCGUAUUGCGGGCUCCCAGUGAUCAGGAUUGCGCCCGACAGUUGUCCAUGUGGUCUCCUGUACUUGACGCUGUCGAGUAUAUACAGUACGACUUUGAUGACGCUUUCAAUUCAACGAGCAUCUAUCGUGGUCCCCCAACCCCGGAGAGAGAGCAGGCCUGGUUCGAUCUGACGUACAAACAUGCGGUUGAGAUCCCACAGGACAAAAUUUCCGGACUGAAUCGAUCUGAGGAGGAUCAUUUGGAGCGCGUUUCUGAAGAGGAGGGCAGUGGCUACGUCGCGCUCAUUGAGGUAUUCCACCAGCUACAUUGCUUGAAUAUGGUCAGAAUGUACACGUGGUUGCAGGCAGGCAAAUACGACAAACCGCCUUUGGGGUUGGCAUUUGACCCACUAAAGAACAGAAUUCAUGUUGAUCAUUGCAUUGAAGCUCUACGGAUUUCGCUCAUGUGUUUCGCCGACGUCACUCCGUUAUUUGUUCGCUUAGGUGGACCACUGGGUAAACGGGCAGAUUUUGAAACGCAUCACAAGUGCAGAAAUUUUACUAAGAUAGAGCAAUGGAUGGACGAAAACUGGACGGUAAGAUAG
Molecule: messenger RNA, 792 nt
Organism: Colletotrichum graminicola M1.001
Lineage: Eukaryota; Fungi; Ascomycota; Sordariomycetes; Glomerellales; Glomerellaceae
Exons: 4
Coding region: 1-792 (263 amino acids)
Biological process (GO): mycotoxin biosynthetic process
Source: RefSeq, a predicted model, not a curated record